Messenger RNA from Ustilago hordei, 357 nucleotides. RefSeq lists its product as uncharacterized. Lineage: Eukaryota; Fungi; Basidiomycota; Ustilaginomycetes; Ustilaginales; Ustilaginaceae. The coding region runs from base 1 to 357 and encodes 118 amino acids. The record is from RefSeq and is a predicted model, not a curated record. The transcript has 2 exons.
AUGUCGACCAAGGCCCAGUACGAGACCCACACCUCCGACGGUGACCAGCGCAACGCCCCUGGCCCCAACCCCGAUGUCGGUAUGCACCAUGACGACAACCGAAAGGACCACGAGAAGGGCCAGCCGGAGUCACACCAGUCUCUCGACUCGAAGGACGAGAAGUCGCUCAAGAACAAGCUUGCCCAGGCCGGCAAGGAGGAAAAGGAGGCUCGUGAAGCCGAGCAGGCCAAGCAGCAGGAGAAGCCUACCGAUGCAGCAAGGAAGCAUGGUAACUCCCCUAGUCGUGGUGCCAAGGUUGAUGAGCAAAUUGAAGAAGAAGAACGCAAGAUGCUGGAAGCCAAGGGCAUCAAGACCUAA